AUGGCUACAACGGCUGGCAAGUCCAUCUCGGCGAAGCUGCUCCGACUAGACAACCCAGUGGGCAGCUUAACCCUAGCCUUCUUGAUUUGGAAAGUCCUGCUCUUCAUAGUAAUUGCAGCUUGCCCAGGCCCUGGAUAUGACACCUCCACGACAUUGGUCCCACGCGAGGGGGCAAGUCUGGCGAGUACCCAGACGGAGUCUCUCCCACAGUCAAUGAAGUUUGUCCGAUGGGAUUCAAUCUACUUUCUGCAUAUUGCAGAGAAGGGCUAUGUGUUUGAGCAAGAAUGGGCUUUUAGUUAUCCCCGAAUUCUGAGCUUAUUUGUUUCCGGUAUCCGUUGGUCUGGAGGGAUAGACGGACCAAUUGACACGGCCUUGGUAGGCGUGAUUCUGUCCCAUAUCGCCCACUAUUAUUCCGUGUUGGCGCUAUACAGUCUGUCUGCCAACAUCUUUGGAAGCGAAACAUCCACCCAGAAGCUCAUAUGUUUCUUGUCGGCUGCCCUGCACAUCAUCUCACCUGCCGGGGCUUUUCUGUCGGCGCCGUAUGGAGAGCCGAUCUUCUCUUUUCUGAAUAUCUCCGGAUAUUACCUGUACAUGUCCUCUCUUAUUGAAGAGCAUAAUGGCCUUGUAUUACUUCGAGACCUGCAAGUUUUGACUGCUGCGGUGUUCUUUGCUGUCGCAACAGUCGUCCGCAGUAACGGCAUUCUGAGCGGGUUCUUGUUUGCCUAUGAUGCCGCCAUCCUGGUGUGGGCAAUCCUGACACAAGGUUUCAGUGUCCACAAAAUACGCCGCCUCGCUGUCAUCAUCGUGGGGGGUUGUGUCGUGGGAUCAAGUAUGGUUGUGCCUCAGAUCCUCGCUUAUCGCGAAUAUUGCAUGGGCGGAGGAGAUCUGCGACCUUGGUGCAGCUGGACUGUACCUAGUAUUUACAACUGGGUUCAGAGCUUUUAUUGGAAUGUGGGCUUCCUCCGGUAUUGGACCGUGUCGAAUAUCCCUCUCUUCUUGCUGGCCGCACCCAUGUUGGGAAUCCUCUGCAAAUCAGCAUUCUGGGCACUCAAGGCCCCGUCAACUCUACGCUCGGGGUCCGGUAGCACAUCUUCCUCCCAGGUGAGCCCCGGGUCCAUGCUCUUCCGGCUGGCAGUGCCCCAGGGUCUCCUGGCAGUGAUGGCCUUGACAAGCUAUCACGUCCAAAUUAUCAAUCGAAUCUCUUCAGGUUACCCAGUAUGGUAUUGGUGGCUUGUAUCGACGGCAAUGGGUAGCUUCCAAGAUUCCCAGAAGAGCCGCCGAGGACUCUCGAUUGCUGCGCAAGCCAUGGUAGCCUAUGCAUUAAUCCAGGCGGUUCUUUUCGGUUCCUUUUUGCCUCCGGCGUGA
Messenger RNA from Penicillium cataractarum, 1365 nucleotides. RefSeq lists its product as uncharacterized. The record is from RefSeq and is a predicted model, not a curated record. The transcript is spliced from 3 exons. The coding region runs from base 1 to 1365 and encodes 454 amino acids. Gene Ontology annotation, biological process: GPI anchor biosynthetic process. NCBI's taxonomy places the organism in Eukaryota, Fungi, Ascomycota, Eurotiomycetes, Eurotiales, Aspergillaceae. Gene Ontology annotation, cellular component: endoplasmic reticulum membrane; mannosyltransferase complex. Gene Ontology annotation, molecular function: alpha-1,6-mannosyltransferase activity; GPI mannosyltransferase activity.